Molecule: messenger RNA, 479 nt
Organism: Meloidogyne enterolobii
Lineage: Eukaryota; Metazoa; Nematoda; Chromadorea; Rhabditida; Meloidogynidae
Source: the annotation of a GenBank genome assembly
UUCUUGAUUGUAUUGAAGAUUUGUCUUUAACAAAACGUUGUAGCUUUGUUGGGGCUGUUCUUAUGUCUGAUAAUCAGGCAGUAAAAUUCUUUGAUUAUUUGAAGAUUAAUAAAGUCGAAUUAAACAGCAAUCACAUUGAAUAUAUUUGUCGGAUAGCUAUUUCAACGAAAAAUCCAACCAUAGUUGAACCACUUGUGGAUAUGCCUGAUUUUAUAAAUAGAAGUCUUCCUCUUCUUGCAAUGCUCUAUGAGACUUUGGCUUUAAUUUAUGAUAAACUUGAAUGGUUAUGGAAAUUUAUUUUGGAUAGAAAAAGGCAUAGAGGAAGGGAUUUUGGUCAUUUUAGAUUUGCACUUAAUCGAAUAGCACAUUUUUAUCGUUGUUCAAAUACAAGGUCACCAAGAGAAUUAUCUACAGUACUUUCAAGGCUUGAUAAUAAUACACUUAUUUUUAAAAAGGAAAAAGAAGAAAGGAAGUUAUAA